Drosophila suzukii is the source of this 1808-nucleotide messenger RNA. RefSeq names its product CUE domain-containing protein 1. Gene Ontology annotation, molecular function: ubiquitin binding. The record is from RefSeq and is a predicted model, not a curated record. NCBI's taxonomy places the organism in Eukaryota, Metazoa, Arthropoda, Insecta, Diptera, Drosophilidae.
GUUUGCACAGUCUGGUCACUCUGCGCUCUGUCGAAAAGUAAAAUAAAAAUAAGAAUUAUCAUGUCGACGCUGCAGCUGGAAUUCUCGCAGGCCAUGACCGACUUCAAGAAGAUGUUCCCGGACAUCGACCGCGAGGUGAUCGAGGCCAUCCUGCGGGCGAACCUGGGGGCCGUGGACCAGACCAUCGACGCCCUGCUGGCCAUGUCGAUUGACAACCAGAACGAGAAACUGCGCAAUGAACUGGAUGCUAAUGUCUCGCCCCAGCAGAGCCUCAUCAACCUGAACGACUCGGCCAAAGACCUGCAGCUGGUGGACACCACGGACGGCGUUGCACCGGGAGCGGGUGCAGGAGCAGUUGGAGCUCCCAGCUCCCUACUGCCGACGGCUGGAGCCUCGCCGAGCCAUCAGAAUACCGGCGCCUCGCCCAAGCAAAGACCCCUGGGAUCGGCCAACAGCCAGAACAACACCCCCACCAAGCGCAGUCGUCGCUGGAAUCCCCCCAUUCUGGGGCCACUGCCGGCAGGUUUCCUGCGGAUCACGCCCGCUCCCGGACAGCAGGACUUCGAGCUGCCCGACGAACAGUUCGCCCUGAUGCUGCAGAACGAGGAGUUCAUGAACCAACUGCGCUGGAACCAGGACUUCAUGAACGCCCUCGAGAAGGAGCAGAGCGGCAAGGCCAAGGGCGAGGACGACGCCCCCUUCCAGGAGCGGCUCAAGAACAUGGGCAAGAUGUCGCGCAAGAAGUUCCUGCAGAUGGCCCGGGUCUUCACCUGGCAGCGCAACAAGAAGGUGACCACAGCCAAGCAGAUAGACUCGCUGCCGCUGCGCGAGGAGCCCAGCGACGAUGAGGACCACCACCACAGCAGCCAGCAGCGGGAUCCGGCAAACCAGCAGCAGUCCAGCCAGCAGCAAGGACAACUGCAGCUGCGCAAGUGAAGCGGAACGUUCGGUUAUCUUAUCUCAACGGCCAUAACGUGACGAUCACGUGCGCUAGUAAUCUCUCCCCACAAACAGAAACCAGAAACCGGAACCCAGACCCCAGUAAUCUCCAGGCAAGAACGAAAUCUCCUAUCAACCAACCAAUCUCAACACAAAGAUGCGAUGGUAUUACCCUAGUUUUAACCUUAAGUGCAAUUUUUAACCUACCUACGUGCAAUAUUCCCCCCAUUAUAUGUUUGUAUACGUUUUGUUUACCCUUUCGUUGUUGCCAAAUUAGCGUAGUUAAGUUUUUAUCCAUUAUUUGUAAUCGAAGCUGAAGGCGGCCUCUUUUGAGCCGCGUUUGCUAGAGAGCCACACUCAUACACUCGUUCGACUGAUUAUAGAAAGCGUUAAUUAACAAAGCAUCACACUAAACACCAGGAAUCUGAGACGAGUCCCAAGUAGAGCACUUUGCUUAGCCCAAAACCUAGUCAUAAAGCGGAACUCGAGCCACUUAUUGUACAGUAAUCGAAAAUACCACGUAAUCCCUGUCUUAACUUCCACUUUCUACAUUUUAACUGCUGGCCAGCGCUUCGCCAACUUCUACGAAAAAGCAUGAAUUAUUAUUGUAUAUCCAAAGCCCGCGAAUCUCUCGGAACUUGCAUACCAUAUCAGCUGUGGAUACAAUGCAGUUUACUACACCUACGCCCCCAACUUAACUCCAAAUCGAUCCUAUCGCAGAUCUUACAGUGGAUUUAUAUGCGUGCUAUAAACUAGCAAAUUAUUAUAAUUAUAAAGAGCGGCUAUUUGAUUGUAAUUGUAUAUGUAUAAAUAUUUGAAUAACAAAAUUAUAUAACUAUUCCAAGUAUCAAAUACAGAUAUUUCAAAAC